GACGGAGCGGCCGCCUGCUCCGCACGACGUCCGCCAGUUUGUUGUCUUCGUGAGGACGCCGUCUCUCUGGAGGCCGUGAAGACGACGGAGUGGCGCGGGAUUCGGCUGACAAUGCACCCGGGACGCGGCUCGCUCCAACACGGUUAACUUUUUUCAGCUAAAUGAGUCGACAACCGAAGCUCAACUUCAUCGAUCGCGGGGAGUUUUUUUUUUUCUCCCCUGAUUCACUCAACGGAAGUCUAACUCGGAUGAACACCGACAUUUGAAGAAGUGGAGUUCGUCUUUUGUCAGAAUACAGCGCGAAUUUAAUGGGGCUGGUGUCUUUUGCAACUUUUCCCCAGCGACACUGGUGCAUAUUGUCGUAGCAGCACGCGUUAAAGUCAGCUAACUGUAGCAGGCUAGCUACAUGCGUUAGCUGUCAGCCUGCGUUCACAUUCGCCUAACUUUUUAAUGACAAUGUCUUUUGUACAUUGUGCAACAGGUAGACCUUCUGCAAUCACAAGGAAGCUGCAAAACCCCGUAGAUCUUUAGAAACUUGUGUUUUCUCGCAUGUCGGGGCGUUGUCGUGAGCGCUAGUUUGUUUUUUAAAGGUGAUCCCGUAUCUCAUUAAAGAAGAUACAUUAAUAAUGUUUCCUCUGCAUAUAGUCUAACCCAUAUUAACACAACCAUGUCGGAUCAUUGGGAAUAGCGAAAAGACUCUAAAAGGAGAUUCAGCACUUCAGCUCCACGUUUUGAUGCUCAUGUGAACGGUGGGAAAACAGACCAGGAAACCUUGCAGUUUGACCCACAGGGGAUACAGUAGCUUGUCUGGAGUCCUCAUCAGUUUGUGCACCAAAAUGUCGGCCAUCUCCGCAUCCGAGAAAGUGGACGGGUUUACGAGGAAGUCCAUGAGGAAGGCGCAGAAACAGAGGAAAUCCCAGGGCUCCUCUCAGUACCGCACGCAGAGCGCUCCGGUGGAGCUCUCCCCGCUGCCGCAGCUCAAAGAUGCCCCCUCCACCGAGCAGCAGGAGCUGUUCACGCAGAAGCUCCAGCAGUGCUGCAUGCUCUUCGACUUCUUCGACUCGGUGACGGACCUGAAAAGCAAGGAGAUCAAGAGGGCCACGCUCAACGAGCUGGUGGACUACGUUUCCACCAACAGGGGCGUCCUGGUGGAGUCCACGUACCCAGAGAUCACUAAUAUGAUCAGCACCAAUAUUUUUCGGUCUCUGCCACCAAGCGACAAUCCAGAUUUUGACCCAGAAGAGGACGAACCCACUCUGGAGGCUGCGUGGCCUCACAUUCAACUGGUUUACGAGUUUCUGCUGCGAUUUUUAGAGAAUCCAGAUUUCCAACCCAGCAUUGCAAAAAGAUACAUCGAUCAGAAGUUUGUCCUGCAGCUGCUGGAGCUGUUCGACAGCGAGGACCCGAGGGAGAGGGACUUCCUGAAGACCAUCCUCCAUCGGAUUUACGGAAAGUUCCUGGGGUUGCGAGCCUUCAUAAGGAAGCAGAUCAACAAUAUUUUCCUGCGGUUCGUCUACGAAACCGAACACUUCAACGGAGUCGCCGAGCUGCUGGAGAUUCUGGGAAGUAUCAUCAACGGGUUCGCGCUGCCUCUGAAGGCAGAGCACAAGCAGUUCCUGAUGAAGGUGCUCAUCCCGCUGCACACAGCCAAAGGACUGGCUCUGUUCCACGCACAGCUGGCCUACUGUGUGGUCCAGUUCCUGGAGAAGGAUCCUACGCUCACAGAGCCGGUGAUCCGCGGUCUGCUGAAGUUCUGGCCUAAAACCUGCAGCCAGAAAGAGGUGAUGUUCCUGGGUGAAAUCGAAGAGAUCCUCGACGUCAUCGAACCAACGCAGUUCAAGAAGAUCCAGGAGCCUCUGUUCAAACAGAUCUCCAGAUGUGUAGCCAAUCCACAUUUUCAGGUGGCCGAGCGAGCGCUGUACUUCUGGAACAACGAGUACAUCCUCAGCCUCAUCGAGGAGAACAUCGACAAGAUCCUGCCCAUCAUGUUCGGCAACCUGUACAGGAUCUCCAAAGAGCACUGGAACCCGACGAUCGUCGCUCUGGUCUACAACGUGCUGAAGACGCUGAUGGAGAUGAACUGUACGCUGUUCGAUGAGCUGACCUCCUCUUAUAAAGCAGACCGGCAGAGGGAGAAGAAGAAGGAGCAGGAGCGGGACGAGCUGUGGAAGAAGUUGGACGAGCUGAGGCUCAGCAACUCCACCCUGGUCCAGAACAACAGCCACGGGCCCCCCAGCAUCCAAAACAACCACAACAACAACAACAACAACAGCAGCAGCAGUAAUAGUAAGAGCGACACCCAGGACAGGAGCAGCGACGCUGCCGCCGUCGCUGCAGACCUUAACGACCCAGACGUGGGCGUUCCAGCCAGCGAGAGCCUCACAUGUGCCAAAUGACGACGGAUAUCCACUUUUCACUCUGUGACGGUUUGACGCCGUGUUCAGGACUGCCGGGGGAUGGGGGGGGGGGAAUCAACGGAAAGAAAAACACACCUCAACAGUAUAUUAAAUCUACUUAUAGUGACUUAGCAUUUCUUUGGCAGGUUAAGAAAAACAAAAAGUAUAUAUUUCAAUUUAAGACUAUUUUUGGAUGUUACAGUGUGACUGCAGUAUAUUGUUUAUUUGUCUGAUCAAAGAUUUAUCCUUUCACAAUUAGUUUCUUAAUGAAAAUGAUUUUUUUUUUCUUCUUCUUCUUCUGUUGUACUCGUAUGAUAGUCGGGGGAGGGGAGAAAACGACAAUGACUUGAAUUUAAUGUUUCCGAUCGUGCUGCACUUAGAAAAAGCCGAACAGCUAUUUAAAGACGUCUAUUUUUAAUGUGCUUUUCCUCGUUCGCUGCCAACACUUGAGUGCAAACCUUAAAAGAGAAGGGAACGGCAGAUUUUGGGAGUUUCUUGUUUUGUUUUUUUGUUUUGUUUUUUUUUUUCUUUCGUUCUUUUCAGUUUUUCGGGGGGACCACACCCAAAGUCAGGCAUUUAGUGUUCAUAAUGGAUAUCCAGACCUGAGGACAGACUCAGGAGAUGCUGGAAGACAGUCACAGAAUGGGAGAUGCACAAAUAAAAUAAAAAAAAACAAAACAAUGACGAGUAAAUAAAAAAACAAAAACUCAUAAAACAGAGCAGCAGCUCUGGAAGUGACUGUACUUCACUAUGGAUUUCACACUGUUUCUUUGUGUUUGGGGUGUUGGUGAAUAUUUCUCUGUGAGCUUGGUGGAUAAAAGAAAAAAAACAUGAAGCUAAUUAUAUCCUAACAGGGCAACCGACUUUACACUAAAGUGUGUGAGAGAGGGCUUUCUCAGGACGAGACCUGCUUUGAAAUGACUGAAAUUAAAAGCGUUCGACGUGUCGUGACAGCAGGAGGACGACGACUCGGCCUCCCGUUCAGGCCAGGCGUUCGCCUCAAAUGUUGAACUGUUCCUUAAAAGCAGCCGAUCUCAAAGCGUUCUGCGAGACCAACAGGACUAUAUUUUUCCAGAGUGUCACUGAGGCGUAUAUUUUUCGAUGUUUCGGGAUGGCGGCGGGACGCAGGAUGUCUUGGAGUGUGUAUCCGUACCGUCUGUGUAUGUGUGGGUUGUGGAGGCUACUUAAAGGGAAACGCCACUCGGUUUCGUGUACAGUGUGUUUGUCUCCGUGGUCCUAGGAAAAGUGCGGUCAGUGGUUCUAGAGACAUAAAUGGUUCUUGUUAACGCUGCGUGCGUCCGAGCUCUGCUCUUCACGUACACGGAAACUGUUUCACAGCCGACCGCCAUGUAGAAGAUAACUCCAUUAAGCUCCACAGGACUGUUGCUGCCAGGUUACAUAGAGAUCAACGUUUAUUCUCCGGUUUCCAUGAACUGAAUAUGACUGCCGUAGAUCAUAGGACCGACUCCUGAGAGUGACUUUUCUUUUCUUUUCGUUUCUCGAUCGACUGGUGUUCCCUGUGCAAACCUCGGCGUCUGCUCUCUUACUUUGACCGUUCAUGUUUUAGGUCCAGUCUUCUCUGAUUGCCUUUCUGUCAGUACAGCAUUCCAGCCUCUGUGACGUUUUAAGAAACUAUGUGGGGAGCCUGUUUUGUAAUCACAGAUCUUAUUUAGGUUUCACCAUCAAAUAAAGUCUACUUUUAUCUUUCUA
Messenger RNA from Salarias fasciatus (jewelled blenny), 4106 nucleotides. It is a transcript of the gene ppp2r5a, whose product is annotated as protein phosphatase 2, regulatory subunit B', alpha isoform. Gene Ontology annotation, molecular function: protein phosphatase activator activity. Gene Ontology annotation, cellular component: nucleus; protein phosphatase type 2A complex; cytosol. The record is from RefSeq and is a predicted model, not a curated record. Gene Ontology annotation, biological process: signal transduction; protein dephosphorylation. NCBI's taxonomy places the organism in Eukaryota, Metazoa, Chordata, Actinopteri, Blenniiformes, Blenniidae.